Messenger RNA from Podospora anserina S mat+, 975 nucleotides. RefSeq lists its product as uncharacterized. The transcript has a single exon. Bases 1 to 975 code for a protein of 324 amino acids. Lineage: Eukaryota; Fungi; Ascomycota; Sordariomycetes; Sordariales; Podosporaceae. The record is from RefSeq and is a predicted model, not a curated record.
AUGGGUGGUCAAUGGUCACAGUUCUUCCCGCCAAAGCCCACAUACACCGAGGCGGACCUUGUGACACAAGAUGGCAAGGUUAUCUUGAUCACGGGAGGCGCCUCAGGAAUUGGUUUGGAGAUUUCUACCAUGCUUUACCGCAAGAAUGCACGCGUGUAUAUCGCAGGCAGGUCAGAAAAGAACGCACGCGAUGCUAUUCAAGCAAUCCAAGCAGCGAACCCUUCGUCCACCGGCACCCUCGACUUUCUUCACGUUGAACUGGAUGACCUGAGGACGAUCAAGUCAUGCGCCGACGCAUUCAAGGCGAAGGAAUCGCGCCUCGACCUCCUAUUUCACAAUGCAGGUGUUUCGCAGCCUCCGCUAGGGAGCGUCUCAAAGCAGGGCGUUGAAUUGCAACUUGCAACCAACUGUCUUGGACCAUUCCUACUCACUCAGUUUCUACUCCCCCUUCUUCAGCAGACCGCAUCCUCGGCAGCACCAGGAAGCGUCCGCGUCAUAUGGACCAGCAGCCAAAUGGCCGAGUUGAGCGCCCCCAAGGGGGGUCUCAUAAUGGACGAAAUACGUUCACCACCACCGAAUGACAAGGGCAGGAAUUACACCAACUCCAAAACAGGAAAUAUCUUCUUGUCUGCCGAGCUUGCGCAUCGUCAUCCAGCCAGCACGUCGGGGAUCGUGAGCGUGUCGCUCAACCCAGGAGCCGCUGCCACGAACCUAUUUCGCCACACACCUUUGCUUCCGUACCUGGCAUGGCCACUCAUGUACACUGCAAAAUUGGCAGCACAUACGCAACUAUUUGCCGGCAUCUCCCCGGAUAUAACGGUCAACAAUAGUGGGUGUUAUGUCGUUCCUUUUGGGAGGCUGGCGAACUUGAGACAAGACAUUGUUGAAGGAGCAAAGAGAAAAGAGGAAGGCGGACUGGGCCUUGCAGGAGAGUUCUGGGACUGGUGUGAGGAGAGGACGAGAGAUUACAUGUGA